AUGCGCAGACGAACAAAGACUCGAAAAGAGAUGGGUUCUGAUGUCUAUAAUAUUAUUCCGUUGUCUCGGAGGGUUUAUUGGAUCAGAGAGAAUGAAAAUUGGGAUGUAAACCCUUUUAUCUAUCUGAUUUAUGGGGAAAAAAGAAGUAGGGACUUCUUAGAAGCGAACUUUCUUUAUGGACACUGAUGUGGUAAAAACGGUGAAUGCCUAAAGGUCACCAAAACGGGUGUAAGAAAGGGUUUGGCUCCCUUGAAGGGCCAGAUCGGUAAAAAUUUUUGUAGGUAUUGUAGAUAACGGAACUGGGACGAUUGGGGAAAAAGACGAUUGGGGAAAGGGACGAUUGGGGAAAAAGACGAUUGGGGAAAAGUACGAUUGGGGAAACCGAAAAGUAUUAUUUUUCUUCCAUGCAAAUGUCGAAGUUAGGAUAAUCGAGGGUGCUCAUUUCGAAUAUCGGGUUUAUUUUUUCUGAACAUUACUAGUUUUCCUUAAGUAGUACUGUUAAGUACUAAUUUUUUAAAAAUUUUCGAAAAAUACUGGAUUUAGGGGAUUUCGAAGGUGCUGGUUUCGAAAAUCAUGUUCAUUUUUUCCUCUAGUACUAUAUAGUACUAUUCUGAUACUAUAUAGUACGAGGUCAAAAUAUGGCUUUUGACGUUAAUGGUGUUGUUUUGAUGCUUAGUACUCUUCAAAAACACGUUUUAAAGACUUGGUGCUAUAUAGUACUACCUGAUACUAUGUAGUACGAGGUGUAAAGUUGGCCUUUAGGCGUUCGUGGUGUUGUUCUGGUGCUUAGUACGCCUAUUUUUACUUCGUACUACAUAGUAUCAGACAGUACUAUAUAGCACCAAGUCUUUAAAACGUGUUUUUGAAGAGUACUAAGCAUCAAAACAACACCAUUAACGUCAAAAGCCAUAUUUUGACCUCGUACUAUAUAGUAUCAGAAUAGUACUAUAUAGUACUAGAGGAAAAAUGAACAUGAUUUUCGAAAUCAGCACCCUCGAAAACCCCUAAAUCGAGUAUUUUUUUAAAAAUUUCAAAAAAUUACUUUUUAACACUACUGCUUAAGGAAAACUAGUAAGUUUCAGAAAAAAUGAACAUCAUUUUCGAAAUCAGCACCCUCGAAAACCACUAUAUCGAGUAUUAGGUUGAUUCAAAAGUUUUUCCACAUGUCUUUAAAAAAUUUUAAAAAAUUUAGACCAAAGCCAGUGGGCCUGAUAUAUAUCUUGUUAGAAAGAAGGCUGUUUGUAGAUUAUAGUAGAUUAAUAACUUUUUACAACUUAGCAAUUUGUAGUAGUAGCGCCGUGUUAAACCUUAACUACUCGAAGGAAGAAAAAGUAAACCGCCGGCGUUACGUCUAGAGUGGCUGUAUCUUCUUAAUAUUCUCGAAUAUGGUAUGCCUGUAUGUAAUCUCUAUGGCAUCGAGGACAAUUUGCUAUAGGGCUAGUCGAAAAAUUUUUAGUGCGAAAAAUCAAAAAUUAGGGUCUGGCAAAAGUAGACCCUGUAGACGCAGCUAUUAGAAGCACUAAGAGAUAACGCUUUCUGUUAUUGUAGUGUAUGAGUAGCACUACAACGCCAAUGCUAAACAUUCGCGCUAGCUUUACCUAUGCGGCAGAAAAAUCGAAUCUUUUUAAUCUACCAAUAUUUUACGAAAUUUAGGGGAUUUUUACAAAAACGUUUUCUGUUCAUUACUCUUGCCCGGUAUCCUAGUUAUUUAAUAAAUAAUUGAUCCUACUUGACAUACACUAUCAGUUGCUAGACGCGCUAAGCUGAAGGUCCUCUUGAAAUACCAGUAAAAAAAUUACAAAAAUUCGCCUAAAAGUGCAGUUUAUGAUACUUUUCUACCUUAUAAGGCAAUUUCAGUUGGUGACUUUUUGAAUGUAUCAUCCGCAUACUGUCUUUGUACAACCUGAAUGGCAGCCGAGUCAAAAAAAUCUAACUCCUUUCAAAAAAUUUUUAAAAAUCUGCUUUUGAUCGGUAGCUCGGCUCUCCGGCCAACUUUAUGGGAUGCUACAAAAAACGUCAGUGUAGAUAUAAGUAGAGCAAUAAAUUCAGAAGAAACUACAGCCAUCCCCAGUACGAAUAACCCAAAACCCGAGACUUUUUAGUGGGCUGGAAAAUUGCUAGGGCCCGGGAUAUUCACCAUGACACAAACGGAGAAAUUUUUAGUAUUUUUGAAAUAUUCUGAAAGGAAGCUUGUAUAAAAUAAAAUGCUACGAAUCAAAAAUUUUGCAAUGUUCUGCCCCAUACAUCUAUGCUUUCAGUUUUAACGUACAUUCAAUCAGGCUCCAGGAAUUUUAUUUUGAGGUGUCUCAAAAAAAUGUGGAAAAACUUUUGAAUCAACCUAAUAUUUAUGAAAAAAAAUGAAAAAUUACUACUUUACAGUACUACUUAAGGAAAAAAGUAAGAAUCAAAAAAAUGAAUGUCAUUUUCGAAAUGAGCACCCUCGAUUAUAUCCUAACUUCGACAUUUGCAUGGAAGAAAAAUAAUACUUUUCGGUUUCCCCAAUCGUACUUUUCCCCAAUCGUCUUUUUCCCCAAUCGUCCAACUCCGGUAGAUAACAGACUGGACCUGCUCUAAAAAAUGGCAUUAGUCGUUUGUCAACACAUUAGUGCCCAUAAGGGAGCUUUCCUUGCUAGUGUUGCACAACAAAAUGAAUUUGCAGGUGUUUUAAUUGAUACCGGAGCAGGCUCUGGAGACCUGCUAACAUUCGUAAGAGAGCAAACUCAGGUUAAGGAUGGUAGUAUUUUGGUUCUCAACACUGCGAAUCUUGCUCAUCAGGUAAUUUCUCCCAACUUAAGACAUAAUUUUAUUAGACUGGAGCCAAUCAUUUAUUUUCGGCCGUUGGAAAAAUGGGAAAAAGUCAUAAAAUCGAGGAUCUGUGUGCUUCAUCGGCCAACAAAAAGUAUUCCGAGACGAAAACAAAUGCUCAAUGGGAGGUGAAGAACUAUCGAAUAACCAGGUGGUUGGACGACAAUGAACGGAUUUACUUGAAUGAUGACUUGUAUCUUACAGUAAUCCACACUCCCGGGAUUACUCCAGAUUCCAUGGUUGUUUGGUUUGAAGCUGAGAAUCGACUCUUUACGGGACAUCUUUACUAUCAGAUAGAGCCCGUGCGCUUAGCUUUUGUCGGAUCCGAUAUAAAACAAUAUGUGAGGUCAUUCUCGAAGGUCCUCGAUCUCAUACAAGAUCAAAUCCAACCUUCGUGUAUUAGAUACAGUGCAGUUUUAUACGAUUCUGAUGAGCCUUGCCAACCAACUUUCAGGAUUUUCAGGAGAUUUUUGUUUUCGAUUAUUGCUGGAAUCAUCUCUCCUAGUGGUUUGUAAGUAACAUGAAUGAGAAGAAAAUAUAGUUUUUAGAGAAGCUUUUGGGAAUGUUGUAUUCGAAUCAGUGGAUAAACUACAGAAAUUGGAACUGAACAGAGACUCUUUUGAAAUUCUGAGGAAAGCUCAAACCAUAAGUCAAGCCCUAAAAUAA
Bursaphelenchus xylophilus (pine wood nematode) is the source of this 3471-nucleotide messenger RNA. Lineage: Eukaryota; Metazoa; Nematoda; Chromadorea; Rhabditida; Aphelenchoididae. The record is from the annotation of a GenBank genome assembly.